AUGUUACUCAUAUUUCGAAUAUUUUUCAGCCAAAAUUCGAUCGAAAAAUAUUUCAAAGGUGAUAUUUGUGAUCAGCUCGACGAGCUCUAUCCAACCAUUGCUUGUACAUUAAUUAAUUGUCCAAUAACAAUAAAACAAUUAAUUGAAUGGAUAAAUACAAAUAAACUUCCAUAUUAUAAUAUAAAAUCUCAUUUACCUAAAUGGAUGCGAGCAACAGGACGUGAUCGAUUUAAUCUUGAAAAAAUGAAUAUACAUUCCGGUAAUUUAUUUUUUUAUUAUAAUAAUUUAAUUCAACCAAUAAUAAAACCUUAUCUAUCUCAAUGUAUAUUUCAAUCUGUAAAAUAUUUCUAUGAAAUACUUUUACAUUAUUGUGAAAUUUUUUGUCAACAAAUUUAUUUUCCAUUUGAUAUUCAUACACGUAUAUUAUUUGAAUCAAUAUGUCGAAGAAUUAUUGAAAUAAAAUCAACUGGUCGACAUUUUCUUUCUACAUCAUUUGAUAUAGAAUUAACAUCAUUAUCAAUAAUAAUUAUUAUUAUUUUACUUCGAUCUAUUAAUGAUAAUUUACUUGAUGAAUUUAUUCAACAUAUAAAUAAAACAAAUGAUAAUAAACAAUUAUUUUCAUAUUCAUUAUGGUUAAAAAAUUUAAAUUAUUUAAUUUAUUUUCAAUCUAUUCGAUAUUAUCAAUUUUAUGGACGAACAUCAAUAUUAUUAGAAUCAAUUACAGAUAAUCAUUCAAAAUUAAGAUAUAUGAAAAGUUUAUCAAAAAUAUUCAAUCAAACUAUAGAAGUAAAUAAGGAAAAAAAAUUAGAAGAAAUUUAUAAAAAAGAAAAACAAAUUCAACAAAUUUUAAUUGAAAAUUCAAAACCAGGAUCAUUAAUUUAUGCAAUAAAAACAAAAGAAUUCUUUUUAAACAAAUUUCAAAACUUAUCAUCAAAUUCUCUGUCAUCUCUGUUCGAAACAAUUGUCAAUAAAUAUUCACCAUCUCAUUUUUCAAUAAUCGAUAAAAGUGAAUUAUAUGAAACAUUGUUAUCAUUAUUAAAUGGUACAACUAUAAAUCAAAUAGAAAAUUUUUAUUCACUUCAUCAACAUUUUGAUUUUGCUUCAUCAUCAAAUUUUCAUUUAAAUCAUCUUAUAAUGACAUUAACAAAAUUUUGUUCAAUACCAUAUAAUCAAGAUUUUUAUGUAUUUUUAUCAAAAUUUUUGAAAACAUUUUGUUUUCAUAAUCAACAUAUUCAUCAUUAUUUUUAUCAAUCAACAUUAUUAAAACGUUAUAAUUUAAGAAAUAUUUCAAAACAAAUUGGAAUGAAACAAUAUGGAAUUGAUCAAUUACCAAUUAUAUAUGAUCUUAAAUUUGAACAAGAACAACCAUUAAUAAAACAGCAAAAACAAUCCGAAUGA
Molecule: messenger RNA, 1398 nt
Organism: Rotaria sp. Silwood2
Lineage: Eukaryota; Metazoa; Rotifera; Eurotatoria; Philodinida; Philodinidae
Source: the annotation of a GenBank genome assembly